Messenger RNA from Paramuricea clavata, 210 nucleotides. The record is from the annotation of a GenBank genome assembly. NCBI's taxonomy places the organism in Eukaryota, Metazoa, Cnidaria, Anthozoa, Malacalcyonacea, Plexauridae.
AUGUAUUCCUCUGUUAAAUCAGCGGUUAAGCUUGAACAAGGUGUCACACCAUUCUUUCAAUCUCAUGUUGGAGUAAAACAAGGAUGUAACCUAAGUCCAACAUUGUUCAACCUCUUCAUCAACGAUAUACCUAAUUUAUUUAAUACUACUUGUGAACCUGUGAAGUUCGGAGACACUGAGUUGAGUUGUUUGCUGUAUGCCGACGACUUG